GUGAAAACUAAAACUCAUUAAAUCAAAAUUAAAAGGUGUUCCCCCGUUGAGCACAGGGAGUGGGGAACCAAAACAAAUCCAUGCUCGACAAGACCACCUUAUCACGUUGGUUGUUAGUGUCAUCAAAGGACAAUGGGGAAGAAGAAACGACAGCACCGGCGGAAGGACCGGGACGACAAGAUGUUUGACGCGCAUGACGACGUUAUGCAGGAUGUGGAUGUGGAUCUGGACCGCCGGCAGGGGGCCAAAGUCACUUCAAAACAGAAGAAGAGAAUGAAGAGGAAACUCAUGAGGGAAAUGAAGAUGAAGGAACAAAUGGACAGGUACAAAGGCAAAGAGGGCAAGGACGGAUACACAGGGUGGCAUACUAUCAACAUACAAGGAGAUACACCACUGGAUAAGAAUUUCAUCCUUUCAAGCAUCGGGAGUGAUGUGGAGGUGGAGUUCCGCCCUCUGGGCUUCUUCAAGAUGGGGACCACAAGUGGAUUUUACCUUGAGAAGAAUGCUUCUGCUGCAAAUGCCAUUGUUGCACUUGACAAGAGACUCCAAGGGCCAGAUGGAAGUCGGCUCAAGAUCAACCUGAAGAAGUGUGAAAUCCCUGACCUUGUGUUGAACGCAGACCAGUUACAGGUUUUGCGAGAUGUUCUUUCUCAGAGAUUCAACAGUGAAGCCUGCUUGUUAGAUCUUUCUAAUUUUCAUUAUGAGCAGAGAUUUUUAGACCAGGACAUCCUGGCUCCUCUGGCAAGUACCUCCAUCAUGAAGCAUGUUGUUCGUAUGAUCAGAGAAAAUGUGCCUCAGCUGAAAGCACUCAAUUUAAGCAAGAAUAACAUCAAAGUAAAACAUUUGAAAGGCCUGCAGGGCUUAAACAUAGGAAACUCACAACUUGCAGCUCUCAACCUUGAGCACAAUGACAUCAGAGACAUAUCAGUGCUUAAGCAGGUAAAAAUGUUCCCUUUGUCAGAACUUAACCUUCAGUUUAAUCCUCUGCUGAAGAGUUACAAGGACUGUCCAAUGAAAUAUAUCCGCCAUGUUAGAAAAGAAAUUCCCCAUUUGAAAAUUAUAGAUGGGGUGGAUAUUGAUGUGUAUUUACUAGAAAAUGAAAAGAGCCAGGCUAAUGGGCUGGAACAGUCUGUUUCUCAACCCAGUGUGAAUGAAAUUGGCUCCAGUAGUAAUACUGUAUCAGAAGGUAUGGUCCGCACCUUUUUAGAGCAGUACUAUGCCCUCAUUGACACUCCACAGCGGAGCAAUCUUGUGGCUGCAUACACUCCUGAUGCUGUGCUGGAGGUUAAAUCUUCCAUCAGUGAAGUCAACAGUAGUGUGCUUGUUGGGCACGAUGAAAUUUCCAAAGCACUUGUAGGUUUCCCAGUGACGCAGCAUCAGCACAACACCUUCUCUUUCAAUAUCCAGCCUUUGAGCCCUAAUGUAACACAGGCUGUUGUAACAGGGCAAGUUCUUUUAGCAGGAAGUAGCACUGCAGUUGCUUUUGCACGGAAAAUGAAUAUUGUAUCUUUCAAUACUGGAUUUUGUUGUUCUCAGGACUUGUUUGAGUUGCGAGGGUUAUAGGAAAUGUAUUUUUUUUGUGUGUGUGUUAUAUUGUAUUUGUAAAUUUGGAUGGUAAAGUUUAAAAUCUUGCCCAUACAAAAUGAAGACUCGAUAAAGCAUAACAUAUUGAUUGUAAAUUCAUGUACCUUUUCUGUGAAUAACGAUAUUAUGAAAUGUACUAAAUCUUCGUAACAAAUGUCCAAGGAAAAAAUAGAUAAAGGAACAAAUACCAUUUUCUACUCGGUACCAUACUUGUCUCCCAAUACCAUAAAAAGAAAGAGUUUGAAUGGAGUAUUAUUAUUCCAAACUCUACAGAAAUUCUAAACAUAACUUCUGUGAAGUCAAUCAUUAUUUAAUUUUGUGAAAGCAUUCCAGGGUAUCGCGUUAAUAGGCGAGAAUGCUUCGACCAAGAAUACCAUCUUUUCAUUUUUUGUCAUUCAAGUGAGGUUAAGCUGCUGUUAUAAAGAGUUGUAUGUACUCUACUAUCAUCCUGUAUGUCUUCAUAUUUUUUUUCAUGUUCAUCAUGACAUUUGCAUGCCUAAGAGAGUAUAAAUGGUUCAAGUAUUCGUAAACGACAUUGAAAGAAUUGGUGUAUGCUUUAUGAUUGUUGUAUAAAAGGAGAUAUUGUUGUAUAAAUGGAGGUAAUGUGACUGAUGAACAAACAGUAAACAAGUCUGUUUAGUUCAGAAAAUGACCAACAGUCCAUUUAAAAUCAGGCUAAGAAUUUGUACUAUUUUUUCACAAUAGAUGCUAUCACUGAAUAGCUAAUUGUAGAUUGGGCAGUAUGUUACUGCUUAUAUCAGCAACAAGAGUAUUUGGUGAUUUUAGAAGCAUAUUAAAGUUUUAAGUUGCAUACUGAGUUUCUUGAAGUCCUUUAUUUUAUUCAUAGAUUAUUAUUAUGGAAAUUGUUAUUAUCAUUCCAUUUUUGUUAUUAUUAUGCAGCCUGAAAACAUUUGUUUGAUUUGUUUUUUACAUUAAAAGUAAUGGAACAUUUGUUAUCAUUAGUGUAAUUAUUUUUAUUACUCAGUGUAUGCAAGAAAUAGAAAUAACACAUUAUAUUGCUGACAGCAUUGUAACCAUGCAUUCUAGUGCUGCUGGUUAUGAUACUAAUAUGAGAAAUUUCAUACAUGUGCUAACACAUCUUAAUGGUCAACAAACAGUAUGAGAAGAAAUACUAGGCCAUUGCCUGGAACAUAAUUCUGCCAUUUAUGUGUAGUUCAGUGUAUCAGGUGAGGGAUAAAAGCAGAAGAGAAAUACAUAUUUUCUUUUUCCUA
This is a messenger RNA of Penaeus chinensis, 2816 nucleotides long. RefSeq names its product nuclear RNA export factor 1-like. The coding region runs from base 133 to 1563 and encodes 476 amino acids. Gene Ontology annotation, cellular component: nucleus; cytoplasm. The transcript is spliced from 2 exons. The record is from RefSeq and is a predicted model, not a curated record. Gene Ontology annotation, biological process: poly(A)+ mRNA export from nucleus. Lineage: Eukaryota; Metazoa; Arthropoda; Malacostraca; Decapoda; Penaeidae. Gene Ontology annotation, molecular function: RNA binding; protein binding.